Molecule: messenger RNA, 2121 nt
Organism: Microcebus murinus (gray mouse lemur)
Lineage: Eukaryota; Metazoa; Chordata; Mammalia; Primates; Cheirogaleidae
Gene: COMMD7
Product: COMM domain containing 7
Biological process (GO): tumor necrosis factor-mediated signaling pathway; negative regulation of DNA-templated transcription
Molecular function (GO): NF-kappaB binding
Source: RefSeq, a predicted model, not a curated record
UGGCGAAAGUGCGGCUGCGGACAGGCUGCCAGGCGGCGGCGGCGGCGGCUGAGGAAGCUGAGGAAGCUGAGCAGGGCGGCUAGCGGGGCCGGGCUAGCGGGGCCGGGCUGGCGGGGCCUGGCGGGCAGCAUGGGCCGCCUGCACUGCACACAGGACCCCGUGCCGGAGGCCGUGGGCGGCGACAUGCAGCAGCUGAACCAGCUGGGCGCGCAGCAGUUCUCAGCCCUGACAGAAGUGCUUUUCCACUUCCUAACUGAGCCAAAAGAGGUAGAAAGGUUUCUGGCUCAGCUGUCUGAAUUUGCCACCACCAAUCAGAUCAGUCUUGGCCCCCUCAGAAGCAUUGUGAAAAGCCUCCUCCUGGUUCCAAAUGGUGCACUGAAGAAGGGUCUUACAGCUGAGCAGGUCCAGGCUGAUUUUAUAACUCUGGGUCUUAGUGAGGAAAAAGCCACUUACUUUUCUGAAAAGUGGAAGCAGAAUGCCCCUACCCUUGCCCGCUGGGCCAUAGGUCAGACUCUGAUGAUUAACCAGCUCAUAGAUAUGGAGUGGAAAUUUGGAGUGACAUCUGGGAGCAGCGAGUUGGAGAAAGUGGGAAAUAUAUUUUUACAAUUAAAGUUGGUGGUAAAGAAAGGAAAUCAAACUGAAAAUUUAUAUAUAGAAUUAACCUUGCCUCAGUUCUACAGCUUCCUGCACGAGAUGGAGCGAGUCAGAACCAGCAUGGAGUGUUUCAGCUGAUUUCUGUCCCCUGCAUCUCCCCCAGACCCUCUUCCCUACCCUCCUCCUUUCCCUGGAUGACUGCUCUGAGAGGCACCUCACUCCGGUCUCUAGAGCCCAGGUACAAAGGGUUUCUGAAAAACAAUAAGAUUAAAUAUUUAAAGGGCCCUACACAAUUACCCUAUAAACUCUUUAUUAAGUCAACCACUGCCACCUACCUGUCUUCUAGCACUUGUUUUAGAUAUUCUAACAGGCUACUGCAUCCCAGAUUUAAGGAGAAAAUAAGUUGUCACCUCCCCAUCAAAGUUCUGGAGUAAACAAAUGGUGCCAUGGCUCAAGAUAACCUGCUGAUCACCCUCCUCCCUAAAAUGCAAGAGCUUGUUUAUGGCUGAGGAAGAGGCGGUUGUAUGAAUGACAAGGAUUCCCACACUGGCUAGAUUUGUGCCUAUGGUGCACUGCCAAUCAGUUUGUCAUGAGGCACUUGUGUGGAAAUACAUGGUUGGUUUUCUCUGAAAAGAACUGAGGCCAAACUCUGUCCCCACUUCGGGUUUUGCCCUGAUGUGUUGUGAUGAGGCGGGCCUUUUGAGGCGGUUGUAGUUUGUUUGGGUUUAAGCUGACCAGCUCUGUUGGUUAGAUGAUGAAUAAAGAAGAUUCUGAAGAAAAGGUCUGAAUCCAGUUGUCUUUCUGGAUUAAAGAGUCACGUGCAUUGCAGAGAGCUAGGCAAUUAUCUUCAAAAAUUGUCUUCCUGGUUUUGGUGAAGGCCCUGGGUCUCCAGUGUUGUUAGCUGUGGUCCAAAGUUAGAAUUUGUAAGAGCAGUUCAGGGGAAACUCAGGUUAAAAGCAUCAGGAAAAAGCAUCACAAAUGAAUACUUUGUGUUCAGAUGGCUUUAGCCCCCAGCUCAACAUGUGGCUUUUCCUCCUCCUCCUCUCUCUCCCCUCCUCUUCAGAAGUUUUAUAAAGUUGUUUUUUUGUUUUUAUUUUUUUAAUUUUUUAAAGACUAGUCAAGUGCAGUAUAAAGUUUUGAAUAGCUAAUAACAUGCCCAGGAUUCGAAAGAUACAGUGGAAAGUAAUUGCCCUCCCCGCUCCUAUCUCCCAGUUACCUAGUUCUCUCCAGAGGCAGCUGUGUUAUGUUAUUAGUUUAUUCUGUGUUCUGGAGAUAUUUCCUGCAUUUGCAAAUAUAUACAUGCAUAUAGUUUGAUUGUUCUUCAAAUGGUAGCAUACUGUGCACACCAUCCCGUACCUUGUUUCUUCCCACUUAACUAACACAGAAAUCCUUCCACAUCAGAACACAGAGAGCUGCCUCAUUCUUGGUAACAAAUGAACUGCAUUUCUUCAGAUGGAUGAUUUCUUCAACUGAUGGAGUUUAAGUUACUGCCAUUCUUUUUCUCCGAUAAAGGCUGCUACAACUGAA